UGCUCCUAAUGCGCUCGGUAAAAUGAGCAAUCCCAUAAGCCGUUAUACGAAUUAACGAUGAAAUGUAUCGGAAGAUAAAUAAUAAAUUAGGGUCAUAACUAUUAGUGAUCUGGAAGCCAACACACGUAUAUUUAUUCUAUAAAUCUAUAUCAAACUCCGAAGUAUACCGUGAAGUGUGAAAACAUAAAAACUGGCGACGAGGAAAAGUGUCUCUCAUACGGAAUAAUCCCUGUAGCAAGGAAAUUUCAGAGUGAGCUGAAAAUCUUCCCCGCUCCCACCGAUUUGGCCAUUUUACAUUCUGCCGUGGGACCAUUGUUCGAAAUCGCAAUAAUUGUCAUCAUUCGCGAGAAUUGGCUACUCACAACACUGAGAUACCAUUUGACAAGUGAUCAGCGGAGAGUGUGUUACCAUUCGUGUGAGCAGAGAACUUCAGAGCGUGAGCUAGUGUUGGGAGAAACGGGAGAAACGUCAGGCUGGAGAAAAUAUUUCUCGCUGUGACUGAGUGAGUUGUGAGAAAGGCUUCACUGGCUGUGUCUCACUCACCAAUGUAAACAACAACAGUUAGUGGAUAAGUGCAACUGUUUGGGUUCUAAUAUCGAUAAAAACUAAAAGAGAGUAUCAAGUGAGUUUUGUUUUCCGUUGUUUGCAAAUUUUGCAACAUGCCUUCAUUCGGAACGCUAGACCAUUACGUGCAAGGUACGUCCUUUACGAAUUAUGUGGAGCGUUUAGAGCAUCUUAGCUCUUUUAACGGAUGGACGGAAGAGAACAAGAAAUCGGUUUUGAUAGCUCUUACUGGCUCUGUUGUUUACGAUGAACUCAAACUUAUUUUUCCGACUGUUGAGCUCGCGACUUUGAAAUAUGAAGAUAUGGUAAAAAAAUUGAAGGAACGUUUUGACAAAGUUGACCCCGAUAUGAUGCAGCGGUUCUAUUUCUACAAUCGGUUUCAGAAAGUGGAUGAAUCUGCUGAGAGUUUUAUUUUGUCGGUGAAGAUGCAAGCAGAGCUUUGCAAUUUUCAACAAUUUAAGGAAACGGCAAUUAGGGAUCGUCUAAUUAUGGGAUUGCACGAUCGGGAGUUGCAGAAAUCUUUACUUAUGUCUGAAACUUUGACACUGGACGUGAUAGAAAAGAAGUUGCUUAGCAGUGAAUUAGCAAAGAAACAAACUAAGGCAAUGAGUAGUGAAUACAGAAAAGAAGAAGUGCAUUCGGUUAAAAACAGACUAGGGAAAAAGUAUGGAGAAAGUAGCAGAGAAUAUAAUCGUGAUAAGCCGUACAGAGGCAGAAUAACUUACGGGAAUGAUAGGCGUGUUAGUUUUAGAAAUAGAUCUCCGUCUGAAGCGAGGAAUAGUAGUGGUUACACUAAUGCAAUUUGUAAUUAUUGCAAGAAGCGCGGUCAUCUGAGGAGAGAUUGUUACAGUUUAAGAAAUCGGAACAAUGUGCACCAUGUAGAAAAAGAAGAAAAGGACUCGAGUUAUGAUUUUAAAAGAUCAACUGGUGGUUGUAAUAGCUCUGGUGAUGAAUCUGAUGGAAUGGAAUGUUUGAUGAUUUCUUCCGUUAAUAGGCUGCAUGAGCCGUGCCUGAUUAAGGUAAAGGUACAAAACUGUUUGCUCGAAAUGGAAAUAGAUUCGGGAUCGGCUGUUUCUGUAAUCAGUGAAGCCAAUUGUAGGAGAUAUUUUAAAGGAAUCCCAAUGUGUAGCUCUAGUAGACAGCUUGUUGUUGUUGAUGGGGCUCGAUUGAAGAUUCUAGGGGAAAUUUAUGUUCAAGUAGAAUUGAAUGGCAGAGUAGCACAGCAAAAACUUGUCGUUUUAAAAUGCAGCAACAUUUUUGUUCCUUUGAUUGGAAGAUCAUGGCUUGACUGUUUCUUUCCUGGAUGGAGAUCUUGUUUCACGAAUACUGCUUUGGUGAAUAGUUUGAAUGAGAAAACAGGUAUUGAUGACAUAGUCGAAUGUAUGAAACAGAAGUACAGGAAAAUUUUUGACAAAGAUUUUUCAGAACCCAUCGUAGGCUACGAGGGCGAACUGGUCCUUAAACACGAGCAACCAAUUUUUAAAAAAGCAUAUACGGUACCUUACAAAUUGAAGGACAAACUGGCGCAACACUUGGAGAUGUUGGAACAGCAGAAGGUAAUCACACCCAUAAAGGCUAGCGAAUGGGCAUCGCCUGUAAUAGUGGUAGUAAAAAAGGAUCAAGAUAUACGGUUGGUAAUAGACUGUAAAGUAUCUAUCAAUAAAGCAAUAGUGCCUAAUACCUAUCCACUACCUUUAGCUCAGGAUAUAUUCGCUUCGUUGGCAGGCUGUAAGGUAUUUUGUUGCCUAGAUUUGGCGGGGGCAUAUACACAGGUUCCUCUUUCUGAGCGGUCCAAAAAGUUCACAGUCAUCAACACUAUGAAAGGAUUAUUUACUUAUAAUCGACUUCCGCAAGGAGCUUCAAGCUCUGCGGCAAUUUUUCAACAGAUUAUGGACCAGGUCCUGCGUGGACUGGAAGGUGUUAGUUGUUAUCUUGAUGACGUCCUUAUCGCGGCUGAAACUGUAGGAAAAUGUGUGAAUAUUUUAGACUCGGUUCUGGAGCGACUUUCUCAGGCAAAUAUCAAAGUGAAUUUCAAGAAAUGCAAAUUUUUCGUUACACAGCUGCCCUAUUUAGGACAUCUUGUUACAGACAAGGGACUUUCACCAUCUCCAAAAAAAAUUUCUACGAUUAGUCAAGCAAAAGCUCCUACAAAUGUUGCUGAACUCAGAGCCUUUCUGGGCUUGAUUAAUUUUUAUAAUAAGUUUGUUCCCAACCUAUCAUCUAGGUUAAGGAGUCUGUAUGCUCUGCUAGCCAAUAAUGCAAAUUUUGAUUGGACAGAUGAUUGUGAGGAAGCUUUUCAAUUCAGCAAAAAUGCAUUGUUGAAUGCAGAUUUAUUGGAAUUUUACGAUCCAAAUAAGCCGCUAAUUGUAGUCUCGGAUGCUAGUUCUUACGGAUUAGGUGGUGUUCUAGCCCAUGAAUGUAAUGAGAUAGAAAAACCCAUAUGCUUCACAUCGUUUUCACUAAACUCUGCACAAAAGCGUUACCCCAUCCUUCAUUUAGAAGCUUUAGCAUUAGUGUGUACGAUUAAGAAAUUCCACAAAUUUCUUUUUGGCCAAAAGUUUAAAGUAUACACCGAUCACAAACCUUUGGUAGGAAUAUUUGGUAAAUCUGGUAGCAAUUCGUUGUUUGUAACUAGACUCCAGAGGUACAUCAUGGAAUUAUCUAUCUACGACUUUGAAAUUGCUUAUAGAGCAUCGAAACACAUGGGUAACGCUGAUUUUUGUUCGCGUUUUCCAUUAAAGCAAACAGUUCCUAAGAGUCUAGAUAUUGGUAACAUAAACAGUUUGAAUUUCACGGACGCCUUUCCUUUGGAUUUUGCCUUGAUAUCUAGAGAAUCUGAAAAAGAUGUUUGUUUAGCAGAAGUGAUGCGGUUUGUUGGGAAUGAGUGGCCUGAAAAUAUUCCCAGUUUGUUUAAGGAUUUCUAUUCUAUAAGAACUGAUCUAGAGGUGGUCAAGGGUUGCCUUCUUUAUCAAGACAGGGUCAUCAUACCGAAAAUCUUGAGAACAGAUGUUGUGAAGCUUUUGCACGCGAACCACAUCGGUAUAGUUAAGAUGAAGCAAUUGGCGCGCCAAACAGUGUUUUGGUCGGGAAUGAAUAUGGACAUUGAAAACUUUGUGAAGAAAUGUGAGGCGUGUAUAAAAAUGGGUACAGUUCCAGUCAAACCUGAACAUAGCAAAUGGAUACCUACGUCUAGACCUUUUAGCCGUUUGCAUGCUGAUUUUUUUCAUUUUGAAGGUAAAACAUUCCUGUUAAUCGUAGACAGCUACUCAAAGUGGGUGGAAAUAGAGGUCAUGUUGCAUGGGACGGAAGCAAAACGAGUAAUUAAUUCACUUAUGACUCUUUUUGCUAGGUUCGGGCUUCCCGAUGUAAUGGUUACUGACGGGGGUCCACCCUUCAACUCGAGGGAGUUCGCAUCAUUUUUGGAAAAACACGGAGUGAAGGUGAUGAAGAGUCCACCGUACAAUCCAAGUAGCAACGGUCAAGCUGAACGCCUUGUGAGGGUUGUCAAAGAUGCUUUUAAAAAGUAUUUGUUGGAUCCUCAGUUGCGACAAUUAGAUUUGAACAGCAAAAUUAUUUUUUUCCUAAUCAAUUAUCGCGGUCAAAUUGCCACUGCAGAUGGAGGUCCGCCGUCACAUAAAGUUUUAUCUUACAAACCCAAAAUACUGCUUGAUUUGAUGAAUCCGAAAAAGGAAUACAAACAAUUUUUAGAUAACAGGAUUCAUACUGACAUUCCUAUCGUAUCUCCUUCUAAACCAGAUCCAUUUAGUAAAUUAGUCGCAGGAGAUCUACUUUACUACAAAAAUUAUAAGAAGACUGAUCCUCAAAGAUGGAUUGAGGUGAAAUUUGUUAAACAAAUAUCUAAGAACGUUUUUCAAAUUUCCCUCCACAGGACGACGAUCAUGGCACACCGAAAUCAAUUAAAACUGGCUCAUUCUCAGGUCCGAAGCUCGUUAGUGCUACUUCCGGAAGUCAAUCCGAGGAAACGCCGUCGGACAGAGUCAGGAGAUUUUCACGGCUAUACGGUAUCCGAGGCCGAAGAGGAGCCUUUCCUGGGUUUCCCAGAGGUGAUGAAUGAUCUGAACACAACCAGAACGAAACAACAGGAAACGAGCGAUAGCCUGAUCAUGACCAGGAGUCGCGCUCGAAAAGUUCGACGUAAAUUUGAGCAUUCUGAGUUUGAUGAUAAACAAGCGCGCAGCGCGUUCGAUUCUCAGUGAAUUUUAUGUGUAAAUAAUACAUUCGAAAAUGUAGUUAGUAAAUUUAAAAAGAAAAUUAGUUAAAGCUAUUCUCGGAUUAGAAUUUUGUCAUGUAUAUAGCAAGGUACUUGAGCAGGAAGGACUGUAGCGUACCGCAUACUUACCGGUGCUCCUAAUGCGCUCGGUAAAAUGAGCAAUCCCAUAAGCCGUUAUACGAAUUAACGAUGAAAUGUAUCGGAAGAUAAAUAAUAAAUUAGGGUCAUAACUAUUAGUGAUCUGGAAGCCAACACACGUAUAUUUAUUCUAUAAAUCUAUAUCAAACUCCGAAGUAUACCGUGAAGUGUGAAAACAUAAAAAUGACAACUCUACACGAGCUGAUGAUUGCGCCGCCAUUCUAUCCUGGAUUCCUCGAGUCGAGAAAGACGCACCACGCUAGAUAUGGGGUUCAGACUAGGGGGGCGUUGCUGAUUAAUGGUCAGCUGCAUCCCAAUAGGAAGUAUCCCGUGUCGGGCACACGUACAGAGCAUCGAAGACUGCGACAUACCAAUUAUGAGAACACUUGUAAUACUAAAUCCGAAAGCU
Toxorhynchites rutilus septentrionalis is the source of this 5342-nucleotide messenger RNA. RefSeq lists its product as uncharacterized. Gene Ontology annotation, molecular function: nucleic acid binding; zinc ion binding. Gene Ontology annotation, biological process: DNA integration. Lineage: Eukaryota; Metazoa; Arthropoda; Insecta; Diptera; Culicidae. The record is from RefSeq and is a predicted model, not a curated record. The transcript is spliced from 2 exons. Bases 660 to 4781 code for a protein of 1373 amino acids.